This is a messenger RNA of Rhagoletis pomonella (apple maggot), 835 nucleotides long. RefSeq lists its product as uncharacterized. NCBI's taxonomy places the organism in Eukaryota, Metazoa, Arthropoda, Insecta, Diptera, Tephritidae. The coding region runs from base 23 to 835 and encodes 270 amino acids. The record is from RefSeq and is a predicted model, not a curated record. The transcript has 2 exons.
UCAAAAACGGUUAUGGACGGAAAUGGGACUUCAUGUGAAUAGACCAAAGCAGAGCGGUAGCGGAAACAUGAAUGAUGGCAAUACUGCCAGAAGAGCUUUCUCAGAUGUUACGCUAUUUUCUUCAAUAUUAGGGCUUGACACCGACUUACUGCACAGUUUUCACAUGAUUUUGAUCGCCAUUUCUUGUGAAUACGAGAUUAGUGCCCUAAAGUCUAAGCAGUACUCGGAAAAGACAUAUUCGUUGUAUAUGGAAAAGUACCCGUGGUAUCCGAUGUCACCGACUCUACAUAAAAUUUUAAUACACGGUGCACAAAUCAUCGCAGCCUCUGUAGUGCCCCUAGGCUGUCUUGGUGAAAGUGCUUCAGAAUCCCGCAAUAAAUAUUAUAAGAGCGACAGGCGAUCUCAUGCUAGACAAAAUAGUAGAACUAAUAAUAUGGCCGACGUCUUCCAAAGAGCAAUGGGUUCCUCUGAUCCAUUCCUUUCAAGCAUAUCUUUAAAUAAGAGACAACAACAAAAUCAAAAGAAAAAAAUACCUAAAGAAGUUAUUGAACUUUUGAAAGCUCCAAACGUUGAACCGCAUUCCGACCAUUUAAAUACAUCAGAUUGCUCAACGGACACCGACUCUGAUGCUGAUUCUUUAUGUGACAUUGUGCUAGAAGAAAUUAUUUUAGGCCAGUGCGCUUAUGCCGACUAUGGAGUCAGUGACUAUAGUGCUGAAAUACAGUGCAACGCCAACGUGGGACUCCAGCAGAACCUAGGAAUGGAGGUAGAAAGACCAAACGGCGCUGAGGCAUACGUUUUUAGCGACGAAAAUUCAGACCCCGAUGAAAAAUAA